Messenger RNA from Acanthochromis polyacanthus (spiny chromis), 1026 nucleotides. Its product is annotated as vesicle transport protein SFT2C-like. Gene Ontology annotation, biological process: vesicle-mediated transport. The transcript has a single exon. Gene Ontology annotation, cellular component: membrane. Lineage: Eukaryota; Metazoa; Chordata; Actinopteri; Pomacentridae. The record is from RefSeq and is a predicted model, not a curated record. Bases 115 to 774 code for a protein of 219 amino acids.
UCCAUAGUGUGUGUGUGUGGGAGGGGGGGCGACGCGCCGACCUGUGCACCGGAAGUUCAGCAGGAGACGAAUCAGCGAAGAAGAAGUGGUGCUAACUAACUGUUAGCUGUUUUGAUGAUGGCGGACCUGAACCGGCAGCUGCAGGAGUAUCUUACCCAGUCCAAGGCUUCCCAGUCCGGCUCCAGCACCGCGGUGGACCUGGGCGACUCGGAGCCGGUACCGGGGAGCUGGUUUGGUCGGUGGUCCAGUCCGUGGACCGGCAGUUCGUCCAGCCAGAGCUCCGGCGGAAACAGCGGCUUCUCCUGGCCGUGGUCGGCCGAGCCGGACCCCUGCCUGCCGGGCAUGAGCCGGCGGCAGCGGCUGGUGGCCUUCGGUGUCUGCGUGUCGUUCUCCGCGCUGUGCUUCGGCCUGUCGGCGCUCUACGCCCCGCUGCUGCUGCUCUACGCCCGCAAGUUCGCACUGCUCUGGUCGCUCGGCUCGCUGUUCGCCAUCGCGGCGGCGGCGGUGCUGCGGGGCCCCAGCAGGCUAGCCGCCGGCCUGCCCACCUCCCCCGGAGCCGCCGUGUACCUGUGCGCCCUCGGAGGGACCCUGUACGCGGCGCUGAGACUGCACAGUACCGCGCUGACGGCGCUGGGCGCCGCCCUGCAGGUCGCAGUCAUCGCCGGCUGCCUGGUGUCGCUGCUGCCGGGAGGGAGCGCCGGGAUCCGCUUCAUGGGCGGGAUGGCGGCGUCCGCCAUCAAGAGGACAGUCACCGGGAAAACCAUGCCGAUCUGACCGGGAUUGAGAGCUGGAGACCGGGCAGGUCUCACUGCCAAACCAGGGGCCGGAGACCCGGCAGGAAGCAGCUGGACUGUCAGGAACAUGAUUAUUGAUUAUUGGCUGCUACAGACCAUUGAUCAGACAGGAUGCUGGUGGGAACAUUAACUCUUUGGUUGAGGACCAAAUAAGGUGUGAAACUCUGAUGCCAGGUGAUGUGUUCAGGUGUGAUCUGGGAGUUUAACAGUAAUUAAAACCUGUUCAACACUG